This is a messenger RNA of Oryzias latipes (Japanese medaka), 4005 nucleotides long. RefSeq names its product phosphodiesterase 2A (gene pde2a). The record is from RefSeq and is a predicted model, not a curated record. Gene Ontology annotation, molecular function: 3',5'-cyclic-nucleotide phosphodiesterase activity; protein binding. NCBI's taxonomy places the organism in Eukaryota, Metazoa, Chordata, Actinopteri, Beloniformes, Adrianichthyidae. Gene Ontology annotation, biological process: signal transduction.
UUGUUCCUAAUGAAAGCUUGCCGGCUUGAGCCGAUAAGAUCUGCUGUCGGAGGGGAGAGAGAUCGAUUCCCGCCGCAGUUCCAGCCUUCAGUCUGCGGGGAAGGGGAUUCCGUCUGAGCGGGAGCAGCAGCGCCGUGAGCGGCGUGUGGAGAAAUGCGCCGCAGAGAUUUUGCGGAUGCGCAGUGAAAGUUGGAGCGUGGCAACUUUUAUUCGCACUUCGUGAUUUAAAGCCUUUGACUUUGGAGCGGGAGGCGGUAAAGCAAAGGCCAGCGUUUCACGUGACGCACCGCGCGGCUCGAUGCGCCCAUGUGCUGUUGAGCGCGAGCUUUCUCUGUCUCUCCGCUCGUCCAUCCCCGCUCUCCACAGCUCGGGUAUCACUUACCAAGUCCGGACCAAUCCCCGCGCGCUGUCAAAGCUCGAGACCCGGCGGAGGCAGGGCGGACCGGGGAGGAAGCGCAAGAAGCAAGCACACACCCAGAAAUCUACUCAUCCAUCGCCUGUCGUCUGUCCCCCCCUCCCGCUCUGACAGACGGAAACAGAGGCAGCGCUCCCCCACCUCCUCCUCUCCUCCUCCUCCUCUCUCCUCGGUUCGCCUCUGACUGCAGCUGUUUGGAUUCAAGAGGAGGCGCGAGGCAGGAUGCGCGAUGGGACAAGCGUGCGGACACGCACUCCUCUGUCGUAGCCAGCCGCCGUCCUCUGAGAUACGCGGUCAGCAAGUACUUCUGCGCCCCGAGGAGAGUUUGGCUCCAUCCCCGAGCACCAGGCAACCCGCCACCUUGUCCGAACAUCUCCAGGAUGCCUUGCUGCGACUGGCAGCAGUGGUGGAUGCCCGCUCUCUGCGAGCGGCCCUGCGAGACAGCAUCCAGGAGCUGCUUCCCAGCACGGAGUGCGUGUGCGUCUACCUGCUGGAGGGAGACUUCAGGCUUUUGUCUGAAGAGCCACCGCAUGAGCUGCCGGAGGAGGGGAAGAUCAGGAAUAUGGUGGACCAGCUGAGGCGAUGUCAGUGCGCUGGUUUCCCUCCAUCCGAGUUGCCAGAAAAAUACAGGAUCUGCCUCGCAGCACCGUUACCGGGGCAGAAAAAAGCGGUUGUAAUUCCCAUCUCAGAUCAGGACAAAGUCCUUGCUGUCUUACUGGUGGGCUGCAAGCCUCUGUCUGAACAGGAUGAACUGCAUCUGAAUGUGCUGGAGAAACAUGCCUCAGUCGCAUGUGUGCGCCUCCAGUCCAUCCAGGGGUACCAUCAGAGGCCUCCUCUCAGCCCCUCCCUCCUGCAGUCCCACAAUGCUCUGCUGCAGCUCAAUGUUUCUGAACAGGACUACUGUGAGCUGGACCACAACAUUCUGCAGCUUUGUGGUGAGCUCUAUGACCUUGAUGCAGCUUCUCUUCAACUCAAAGUCAUCAAUUAUCUGCAGCAGCAGACGCGGUCACAGUGUUGUUGUUUGCUGCUGGUAUCUGAGGAUAACCACCAGUUAUUUUGCCAGGUUGUUGGAGACAAAGUCCUGGAGGAGGAGAUCAGCUUCCCGCUCAUGUUUGGACGGUUUGGUCAAGUUGUUGAAAAGAAGAAGUCCAUUUCUCUUCAGGACAUUAGUGCUGAAGAGCGAAGGCAGCUGUCCAGCCUGCUGGGCUGUGAGAUCUCAUCAAUGCUUUGUGUCCCUGUGGUCAGCAGAGCCACUGGCCAUGUGGUGGCGCUAGCAUGUGCCUUUAACAAGCAGGGUGGGCACAGACACACUGAGGCAGAUGAGCACGCCAUCCAGCACUGUUUCUGCUACACCUCAACAGUCCUCACUUCAACUCUGGCCUUUCAGAAAGAACAGAAGCUCAAAGUGGAGUGCCAGGCUCUCCUACAAGUUGCCAAGAAUCUCUUUACACACUUGGAUGAUGUCUCAGUGCUCUUACAGGAAAUUAUAGUGGAAGCCAGGAACCUCAGCGGUGCAGAGAUUUGUUCGGUGUUUCUGCUGGAUCGACUUAGCCAUGAGUUGGUGGCCAAGGUGUUUGAUGGUGGUGUGGUCAGUGAUGAAGAGAAGGAGUUUCGCAUCCCGGCCGAUCAAGGCAUUGCAGGCCACGUUGCAACCACCGGUCAGAUCCUAAACAUAAAGGACGCCUACUCCCAUCCGCUCUUCUACAGGGGUGUGGAUGACAGCACCGGCUUCAGGACCCGCAACAUCCUCUGUUUCCCCAUCAAGGAUGAAAACGAUGAGGUGAUUGGCGUAGCUGAGCUGGUGAAUAAAAUGAAUGGGCCUUGGUUCAACCGCUUUGAUGAGGAUCUGGCAACAGCAUUCUCCAUCUACUGUGGCAUCAGCAUUGCACAUUCUCUGCUUUACAAGAGAGUCCAUGAAGCUCAGUUCAGGUCCCACCUGGCCAAUGAAAUGAUGAUGUACCACAUGAAGGUUUCAGAGGAAGAGGUGUCCAAGCUGCUGGUGACUGGAAUCGACCCUGUGAAGGAGAUCCACCCGUGCUUCGCCGAGUUCACGUACACCCCACGGUCCCUGCCCGACGACACCACGCCCAUGUGCAUCCUCAGCAUGUUUGAAGACAUGGGUUUCAUCAACACUUACAAGAUUGACCUGCAGACUCUUGCCAGGUUCUGUCUGAUGGUGAAGAAAGGCUACAGGGACCCUCCCUACCACAACUGGAUGCAUGCCUUCUCUGUCUCACACUUCUGUUACCUGCUCUACAAAAACCUAGGGCUGUCCAACUACCUCCAGGAUAUAGAGAUCUUAGCUCUCUUUGUGUCCUGUAUGUGUCACGAUUUGGAUCAUCGUGGCACAAACAAUUCUUUCCAAGUGGCCUCGCAAUCAGUGCUGGCUGCUCUCUACAGCUCAGAGGGAUCAGUGAUGGAGAGACAUCACUUUGCCCAGGCUAUUGCAAUUCUCAACACCCACGGCUGCAACAUCUUUGAGAAGUUCUCCAGAAAGGACUACCAGCGCAUGCUGGAUUUGAUGAGGGACAUCAUUCUGGCCACAGACCUUGCUCACCACCUUCGGAUUUUCAAGGACCUGCAGAAGAUGGCUGAUGAUGGAUACAAUCCAAAAAGUCGUACCCAUCACUCCUUGCUGCUGUGCCUGCUGAUGACUUCCUGUGACCUGUCAGACCAAACGAAGGGCUGGAAAACCACACGCAAGAUUGCUGAGCUGAUUUACAAAGAGUUCUUCUCUCAAGGAGACCUGGAAAAAGCCAUGGGAAACAGGCCCAGUGAGAUGAUGGACAGAGAGAAAGCGUACAUCCCGGAACUGCAGAUCAGCUUCAUGGAACACAUUGCCAUGCCCAUUUACAAGCUGCUGUCUGAACUGUUUCCCGGGGCUACUGAACUGUACGAGCGAGUGGCGGCAAAUCGUGAGCAGUGGACCAAAGUGUCCCACAAGUUCACCAUCCGUGGGUUGCCAAGCAACAACAGCCUCGACUUCCUGGACCAGGAGUACGAGCUGCUGCAGUCCCAAGGUGCUUUUGGGAGCGACGAUCACUGCCUCAACGGUUGCCUUGACGAGAUAGAAGAAGGGAGGGGCCAGUGAUGCGCCUGACCAUUUUCCUGGCUGUUUUCUGUGGUCCAAUAAAGAGGCAAACGACACCUUUUUAGUGGCCAAGCGGGGACACGUAUCUCUGCUGCUAGCCGGUUUGAUGCUCAGUCGGUGUUUCAAACUAACUGCAUCAGACGAGGAGAUCUGAAGCUGAGUAGAUUCAUCUGAGUGGGUUCUCUGAUUAGAUGUUACAUCUCGCUUGUCAUCCAGCUGACGGGAGUAGAAAGGGUGACUUUUAAUCAUUUUCCACAAGGUUUUGACCACUAGUACUUUUAUUUAUUCUGUACUGAUCUUGAUUGUAAAAACACACAGAUUGACACACAUAUGCACACGCUCUUUAGACAGUGGGAGGCAAACAUUCACCUUUACUCCUUCUUCAACGUAAGAGUGAGAAACAUGUUCUGUAAAAUGUUUCGUAAAAGCUUCAAAUAAAGAAAAUGGCUCGGCUUUUUCAAAUGCAGAAGCCAUAGUUUUCACCUGAUGCAUAAGAAUA